Trypanosoma theileri is the source of this 1791-nucleotide messenger RNA. RefSeq lists its product as uncharacterized. The transcript has a single exon. The record is from RefSeq and is a predicted model, not a curated record. The coding region runs from base 1 to 1791 and encodes 596 amino acids. NCBI's taxonomy places the organism in Eukaryota, Euglenozoa, Kinetoplastea, Trypanosomatida, Trypanosomatidae.
AUGAGUGAUUUAUGGCGUGUCUUUAACGAAAGACUUACUUCAGCAGGUUAUACUCUAAAAGAUUUAAUUGGGAAUGACAGUCUUUUUCAAAUUGUUGCUGAAGAAAUUUGUGGGUUUGCCCCUCAGCAAGUAAAUGAACUUUUCAAGGAAUGUAAAAUGUAUGAAAGAAAAGGAGGAAAAGUUGGAAAUAUUCCUCCUAUUAUUUCUUCUUCUUCUGGAGUUGGUGAAAAUAAUGAAGUCUUAUUAAAUGUUCCUCCACGUACGACGGCACCAUCUGGUUUCUCAGUUGAACCUUCCACUACUUCUCAACAAGGAGUUUUACAUACUUAUCCUACAACUGUGGUACUUUCACGGGCAGGUACUUUUCUUCGUCAUGUAAGUGGAAAUGAUACUUUAAUUUCUCCUCUAGAAGUAACAGAGAUUCCACGUUCACGUAAAUUAAUGCAAAGUUUUCGUGAACGAUUAGCGGCCAUGCAUAAACCUGUAGGUAGUAUAGAACUCUUAUGGAAAUUUUGUAGUCCAAAAAUGUUAGAUAAUUUAAAGAAUGGUUACCAAUUAAAAAAUUCAGAUGAUAAGGAUUUAUUAUGUUCUAGUGGAAUUGUUCUUUAUCGUGAUAAUGGAACUGCAGCACAAUUUCUUCAAGAACCUUUAAUGCAGUUAGUACGUCAAGGUUGGUCUCUUGUUGCAUUUGAUACCGCUGUUGGUAAAUCUCGUCGUCUUGAAGAAGAAGAAAUUCGACUUUUACAACACUUUCCUAUGGAAGAAUGUUUUAAUUCUCUUAAUAAUGAUGGUUAUGAUAGUAUUCGAGUUAUUCCUUGUAAUGCUUUUGUGGUAUUUCAUCGUGAUCAACUUAUUCCUCGUUUUGCUGUAAGUAUUCAAUCACCUGAUAUUCGUCAAUUGAAUUAUUCCAAUAUAGUGAAUAGUGUAGAUUCUUCACGAGAGCAAAAUUCUUUUAAAAAAGUGGAAAAGGAUGAAAAAAAUGAUAUUUAUUAUUCUAAUUCUUCUUCUUUACCAAGAGUUAUGAAAGAUCAAUUACAAGCUUUAAAUAAUUCUGAGGAUAAAACUUCUGAACCUUUUAAUAAUAAUAAUAAUAAUAAUAAUAAUAUUCCAUUUAUUUGUCAUAAACAUCAGGGGAAAGAGGUAGAAUUUUGGUCACCAGAAGAAAAAAGAUUACUUUGUAGUCAUUGUUUAUUUUAUGAAGGAUAUGGUAAAGAAAAUUGUGUUUUGGUGGUAGAAGCCCUUAAAGAUGAAGCUCAAAAACUUGAGCAAUGGGUACAAAACGCUUUAACCUUUACAAAUGAAAUUGGAACUGUAACUGAACUUUUCCAUUCUGCUGAAAAAGAUAUUAAUCGUAAUGAAGAAGAAAGAAGAGAAGAAAUUCGUGAACAAUUUAAACGUAUUCAUACAAAAUUAAAUUCUUUAGAAGGAGAUUUACUUGCCCAAGUAGAAAAUAAAAGUGGACAACAACGUCAUAUGUUACAAAACUGUUUUAAUAAUGUUCAAUCUAUUGUUCAUGAAGUAAAACGACUUAUAGAUGAUGCUAAAGGUCCACUUUCAAAAUACAAUUCUGGAAUUACGGAUUACAAAACAGCAGUGGCAUUAUUACGAGUUACGCAGUCCGCUUUUACUGAAUGGCGUCCAGUUCCUAUUCCCAUGUAUUCUGUUGUAAGCGGUUGGAAUCGUGAUAUUUUAGGAGAGAUGGAAGCUCUUUUAGAACCCGUGAGCGCUAUAGAAAACGAGGGACAAGUAGAGUUACCAGAAGCUGUAGAUGUUAACUACCUCAAAAACUAG